Messenger RNA from Carlito syrichta (Philippine tarsier), 1890 nucleotides. Its product is annotated as survival motor neuron protein. Gene Ontology annotation, molecular function: RNA binding. Bases 37 to 900 code for a protein of 287 amino acids. The record is from RefSeq and is a predicted model, not a curated record. NCBI's taxonomy places the organism in Eukaryota, Metazoa, Chordata, Mammalia, Primates, Tarsiidae. The transcript is spliced from 8 exons. Gene Ontology annotation, biological process: mRNA processing; regulation of alternative mRNA splicing, via spliceosome. Gene Ontology annotation, cellular component: precatalytic spliceosome; nucleus; cytoplasm.
ACGGAGCCCACGCCGCGCAUCCGCAGUAGGCUCGCCAUGGCGAUGGGCAGCGGCGGCGUCUCGGAGCAGGAGGAUUCGGUGCUGUUCCGUCGCGGCACGGGCCAGAGUGACGAUUCUGACAUUUGGGAUGAUACAGCAUUGAUAAAAGCUUAUGAUAAAGCUGUGGCUUCAUUUAAGCAUGCUCUAAAGAAUGGUGACAUUUGUGAAACUUCAGAUAAGCCAAAAACCACACCUAAAAGAAAACCUGCUAAGAAGAAUAAAAGCCAAAAAAGGAAUACUGCAACUCCCCUGAAACAGUGGAAAGUUGGUGACCGAUGUUCUGCCAUUUGGUCAGAAGACGGCUGCAUUUACCCAGCUACCAUUGUUUCCAUUGAUUUCAAGAGAGAAACCUGUGUGGUGGUUUACACUGGAUACGGAAAUAGGGAGGAGCAAAAUCUGUCUGAUAUACUUUCCCCAACCUCUGAAGCAACUAAUAACGUUGAACAGAAUGCUCAAGAGAAUGAAAAUGAAAGUCAGAUUUCAACAGAUGAAAGUGAGAACUCCAAGUCUCCUGGAAAUAAGCCAAAUAACAUCAAGUCCAAAGCUGUCCCAUGGAACUCUUUUCUCCCUCCACCGCCCCCCAUGCCUGGGUCAGGACUGGGACCAGGAAAGUCAGGUUUAAAAUUCAAUGGCCCACCACCACCACCACCACCACCUCCCUUCCUGUCAUGCUGGCUGCCUCCAUUUCCCUCGGGACCACCAAUAAUUCCCCCACCACCUCCCAUAUGUCCAGAUUCUCUUGAUGAUGCCGAUGCUUUGGGAAGUAUGUUAAUCUCUUGGUACAUGAGUGGCUAUCAUACUGGCUAUUAUAUGGGUUUCAGACAAAGUCAAAAAGAAGGAAGGUGCUCACAUUCCAGUUAAGGAGUGAGUGUGCUGUCUGUCGUUAGCCAGUGGAUCUUGCUUUUGUAUAAACCUUAUGGUUUGGGAAAAACAGUGAUUCUGAACAUUAAAAAAACUGAAAUGUUAAAAAGUUGAAUUGUUAAUGUAAAGCAAUAUAAAGACAUUUUGAUUCCAGAACUAUUAGAUAAAAGGUUGAUCUACAUUUGUGUUAGAGUUCUUCUGGUGUCAUAGUAUUGUCUCAGCAGAUAUUUACUGGUUGGUUAUGUGGAAACACAUACUUUUACAGUAAGGAGAUCCUUAGGUUCUGAUGACACAUGACAUGUGUUUUAAUUUGUAACGCAGUGUGACCUGUGCAUACUGUGCUGCACACUGUAUGACCUGUGAAGUGUUCUGGUCAAGAAAGUGUAACUCGAAUUUAGCUCUUUAGAUCUAAUUUGCUAUUUGCAGGAAAUACAGGGGCUAGAGCAACAACUUAAAUGAUACCACUAACGAAACAAAGUAAGCAGACAUAUCCAGACUAUGGAAUGUGGUAGAAGAUAACUGGCCUCAUUUCUUCAAAAUAUCGGUGUUGGGGAAGAAGCAGGGAGGUGGAGGCGCAAUGGGUCGCGAUGCUAGAUUGAAAGUUAUGUUAAGAGAAGAACAGCCAAAUGCCGUGUGGAACCUUUGAUUGGACCCUGGUUGGAAAAGCCAUUUGUAAAAGACGUGGUGGGGUGGGGCUGAGAAAAUUGAAUGUGGACUAGAUUUUGAAUGAUGUUAGAUAAGUAGUGCUAAUUUUGUGAGUUCUGCAAAGGGUGUUGUCGUUUAUAAGAGAAUGUCUUAAUUUGCAUACCGAAGUAUUUAGGAAUGAAGUGUCUCUUAAAAUGGUUUAGCAGGAUAUAUGUGUGUGAAGCAUAGAUGGCAAAAUGUUCAUGAAUCUAACUGGUGUAUAUAUGGAUGUUUAUUGUGCUAUUUUUUCUAUUUACUGUAUGCUUAAAAGUAUAUAAUAAAAUAUUUAAUAUUUUCAUAAAAUUA